GAGGGAUUAUCAUUAAUUUGCCAAAAUCUGUAGAGUACAAAAAGACCAAAGGGCAGCAUCUCAACAGUGUGACUAGCUGUUGAACAAUGGCAGGAAGUUGGUAUGCUGUUCAGUCUCUGGCACUUUGUGUUUGGUUCGGUGCGUUCUGUCAUGCUGUUCCAAAGUGGAGUAAUCUUCCCCAGAAUUCUCAAACUCUGAUGUUCCAGCAAACUGACCAGCGGUUUCAACAACCAGUUCAACAGCAAGCUAGUCAACAGUUUUCUCCGCAGUUUCAACAGUCAGUUCAACAGCAAGCUAGUCAACGGUUUCCUCAGCCAGCUCAACAAGCUAGUCAGCAGUUUCCUCAGUCAGUUCAACAGCAAGCUAGUCAACGGUUUCCUCAGCCAGCUCAACAAGCUAGUCAACAGUUUCCUCAGCAGUUUCCCCAGUCGGUUCAACAGCAAGCUAGUCAACAGUUUCCCCAGUCGGUUCAACAGCAAGCUAGUCAACAGUUUCCCCAGUCAGUUCAACAGCAAGCUAGUCAACAGUUUCCUCAGCAGUUUCAGCCUAAGCAGCCAGUGGCACAGGCAGAGCCCCUUGACAAAUGUACUGUAGCUGAUUAUGAGCAGAUCCAAUGUGGACCACCUGGUAUCAGUGGUGCUGAGUGUGCAGCUAUCAACUGCUGCUUUAAUGGACAGCAGUGUUACUAUGGGAAGGCAGUGACUGUCCAGUGUAUAAGAGAUGGUCAGUUUGUGGUAGUGGUGGCUAGAGACGUUACGCUGCCUCGAUUGAGCCUGGAUUCAGUCCGUCUCCUGGGUGGAAAUGAUCCAGCUUGCAGUCCUGUGGGAUCCACACCUUUCUUUGCUAUAUAUCAGUUCCCUGUCACUGCAUGUGGCACAAGCAUGAUUGAGGACAGUGGAUAUGUGGUGUAUGAAAACAGAAUGACCUCCUCGUAUGAAGUGGGUAUGGGACAACUUGGUUCCAUCACAAGGGACAGCCAUUUUGAGCUUCUCUUCCAGUGUAGGUACUCUGGUACUUCUGUGGAAGCUCUGGUUGUGGAGGUCAACACUGUUCCUCCACCUCCACCAGUAGCUGCUCCUGGACCCCUCAGAGUGGAGCUUAGACUGGCAAAUGGUCAAUGUGUCACCAAAGGCUGUGCAGAAGGGGACGAGGCGUACACGUCCUACUACAGUGAUGCUGAUUAUCCGGUGACAAAAGUCUUGCGUGAACCUGUGUAUGUUGAGGUGCACAUUUUGGAGAGGACCGACCCCAACAUUGUCUUGAUGCUGGGACAUUGCUGGGCGACAUCAACCCCUAGUCCACUCAGUCUACCCCAGUGGGACCUUCUGGUUGAUGGAUGCCCUUACCAGGAUGAUCGUUACCUGACCACAUUGGUUCCAGUGGCUGGAUCAUCUGGUCUUCAGUUCCCAACCCACUACAAGCGCUUUGUUGUGAAGAUGUUCACAUUUGUAGAUCCAGCAUCACUGGCUCCUCUGCAGGAAACGGUCUUCAUCCAUUGCAGUACAGAGGUGUGCCAUCCCUCUUCUGGCUCUUGUCAGCAAAGUUGCUCCAGGCAAAGAAGGGACGUUCGUUUAAACACUACCACUUCUGGCCAAACUGUGGUUUCUAGUGGAGAAGUGAGACUGAUUCUAUGAGUAUUUAAUAAAUGAUAUUAAACAUU
Molecule: messenger RNA, 1660 nt
Organism: Rhinichthys klamathensis goyatoka
Lineage: Eukaryota; Metazoa; Chordata; Actinopteri; Cypriniformes; Leuciscidae
Product: zona pellucida sperm-binding protein 4-like
Exons: 8
Coding region: 87-1634 (515 amino acids)
Biological process (GO): binding of sperm to zona pellucida; prevention of polyspermy
Cellular component (GO): egg coat
Molecular function (GO): acrosin binding; structural constituent of egg coat
Source: RefSeq, a predicted model, not a curated record